Molecule: messenger RNA, 543 nt
Organism: Cantharellus anzutake
Lineage: Eukaryota; Fungi; Basidiomycota; Agaricomycetes; Cantharellales; Hydnaceae
Exons: 2
Coding region: 1-543 (180 amino acids)
Source: RefSeq, a predicted model, not a curated record
AUGUGGCUUCAUCGAAAUUUAGACCCUAUUAUGGGCGCCAUGUUCUUGUGUUCGAUCUCUACGCAUUUCAUCUACCAACGUCGGCAACAAAUCGAAGAGAAACAGCAGUUUGUUGCUCAGAAAAGUAUUUUGAGUGGGAUAUACCGUCGCUUGAAGGCCGGGGAGCGUGUAAAUGCCUCCGAAUAUUCCAGGCUGAUAGCUCUGGCAAGCACGCCAGAAGCUGGGCCUCAAGGCUUGUCGCCAAUCAAGCCCACGGACCAAAAUUGCAGCGGGACUGUGGUCUCCAGCUUUAGUAGCUUUUUUGGAGGUCAAAAGACUUCCAAGGAAGAAUCAGACAGAAUGGACGAAGUGGUAUGGCGUGAAUGGGAACAAGUCAUGGACAGAGAAGAGAAAGAGCGCGGGGCUGGAAGACCCCUUGCGGAAAACCCAGUAGUGGCUGCGCCACUCGUUCAUGCAGAACACUUUGACACUGAGUCACCGCGACCGCCACAUUCCUCCACUUCUCCCACACCGGCAGAUAGAAAGAGCACGUACUAUGUAUGA